Messenger RNA from Chara braunii, 558 nucleotides. The record is from the annotation of a GenBank genome assembly. Lineage: Eukaryota; Viridiplantae; Streptophyta; Charophyceae; Charales; Characeae.
AGAGUCUACGUGGUGAGGUUUGGAACCGUCCAACGGGUUGUGCACUUAUCACCAUGGUGGACCUUCGUAGUGGGAAGAAUACUAGCCCCUACACCCCUGAGCAGCAAGAACAGAUGGCCGCCUUAGUGAGAGAGAACAAGAAGAGGAAGGAGCUCCUGAAACAGACGAAGUUAAAGACGAUCGCAGAGGAGCAGGCGGCAAAGAUGAAGAAACUGGAGGAGGAGAUGAAGAAAGUUCAGCAGGAGGAGGAAGAGAGGAGAAAGGCUGCCGAAGAAGAAGCAGCAGCAGAAGAAGCAAAAGAGAGAAUGCAUAUUGAGAGUAGAAAGGGGAGUAGUGGCACGAAGAAGGACGAAGACACAGAGAUGGAGAAAAAGAUUAGCGGGUGGAUAACUAAUUUAUCACUGGGGGAGGAUAAGGAGGCGAAGUUCUAUGUGCCCCAGGACGAAAGGGAUGCGUUAGCCCAGGAGCUAGCAGCAAUGGAUGACCCCCUGGAAAGACAAGAAAGAGAGGAGGAGAAAUAGCUGGAGUGGCAGUUGAGAAUGAAGAGGGAGAAGAAAA